Messenger RNA from Salvia hispanica, 918 nucleotides. Lineage: Eukaryota; Viridiplantae; Streptophyta; Magnoliopsida; Lamiales; Lamiaceae. The record is from RefSeq and is a predicted model, not a curated record.
AUGGAGUUGGUUAAGAAGGAGAAAGCAAGAUUGGCAGCUUUGAAGAUGAGAAAGGGAGGCUUAGUGAAGAAAAUUGAGCAACUCACCACUCUCUGCGACGUCCCCGCCUGCAUGAUCAUCCACGACCCCUCCACCAACUCCUCCUUCAUCUGGCCGGAUGAUUUCGCCCAAGUCCGCCGCCUCAUCGACUCCUACAAGCCCAAUCCCACCGCCGAUUUCUUCAAAGGGCGGCAGAAGGAACUCGCCAAGACCAAAUAUGACGAUAGCCUCGACCUCAUGGACGAGUCCCAGUUGCUGGAAUUGGGCCAGGCCGUGCGAUCAAGAAUCGACUUCUUGUCGAUGGUGAAGAAGGAGAUUGAUGUGGUGUUGGAUUUGGACGAGUUUGAGCACAUUGAUCAAGAUGAUAUAUUUUCUGCUGCUGAUGAUGUUAUGGUGAAGGAGGAGAAGGAUGUGCUUAUUGAUUUGGAUGAGAUUGAAGAAAUUGAUCAAGAUCAUAUCUUUUCUGCUGCUGAUGAUGUUAUGGCUGCAAUGGUGAAGGAGGAGAAUGAUGUGUUUAUUGAUUUGGAUGAGAUUGAAGCAAUUGAUCAAGAUGCUAUCUUUUCUGCUACGAGCGCCAACACUCAACUUCCGGUGCCGGACUACUACUGCCCGCUGCCUCUGAAUCAGCCGACGCCGUUCAUGGAUCACAAUUAUCUCGACUAUGCGAAUGAGAAUGUGAAUUGGUGUGCUGAUCAAAAUCUCAACUGUUCUUCAGUGGAUGUGAAUUGGUUUGCUGGGGAUGGUGGUGGUGUCUUAGCUAGCUAUCUCUGGCACUUGAUGCUGCUGCUAAUUGUGUAUCCCCAUUUUUUAUUCUCUUUCCUUUUGUGGAUCUUUGCCACUUCGGAAUUUUGUCAACUUAACUGUAUAUGGUUGAGUUAG